Syzygium oleosum is the source of this 1006-nucleotide messenger RNA. RefSeq lists its product as uncharacterized. Lineage: Eukaryota; Viridiplantae; Streptophyta; Magnoliopsida; Myrtales; Myrtaceae. The coding region runs from base 134 to 628 and encodes 164 amino acids. The transcript is spliced from 3 exons. Gene Ontology annotation, molecular function: N-acetyltransferase activity. Gene Ontology annotation, biological process: mitotic sister chromatid cohesion. Gene Ontology annotation, cellular component: cytoplasm; NatA complex. The record is from RefSeq and is a predicted model, not a curated record.
CAGCCGCCCCACCCUCCCCUCUCGUUCUCCCAUUUCAAACUUGCACGCCCAUCUCUCUCUUUCUCUCUCUGGGUGUGUUCGUGGGUCGUGGGUCGUGGUGGGUGUGGAGGGGAGAGAGAGAGAGAGAGAGAGGAUGGGGGCGGGCCGAGAGGCGUCGAUCUCGCUGGACGGCGUGCGGGACAAGAACGUGAUGCAGCUCAAGAAGCUCAACACCGCCCUCUUCCCCGUCCGCUACAACGACAAGUACUACGCCGACGCCAUCAUCUCCGGCGACUUCACCAAGCUCGCAUAUUACAAUGACAUUUGUGUUGGAUCAAUUGCUUGUCGACUUGAGAAGAAGGAAGGCGGGGCAUUCCGUGUAUACAUAAUGACGCUGGGUGUUUUAGCACCAUAUCGUGGGCUAGGGAUCGGUACUAGGUUGUUGAAUCAUGUUCUCGAUCUUUGCACCAAGCCGAACAUUUCAGAGAUCUACUUGCACGUGCAGACUAACAAUGAGGAUGCCAUCAACUUCUAUAAGAAGUUUGGAUUUGAAAUUACAGACACAAUCCAGAAUUAUUACACAAACAUUAGUCCACCAGACUGCUAUGUCCUCACCAAGUUUGUUUCUCAGCCCCAAGCAAAGAAAUGACAGAUUCGCGGAUUGGUUGGUUCUUGAAGUUGGAGAUCAUGGUCAUUGUGCCAUAUUAGUUUACAACAGUGUCACUGGGGACUCUCUCUCUCUCUCUCUCUCUUCAUAUUCUUGAUUCAAUUACUCAGAAACUUUUAAGUUACAUCUGAUGCAUUGCUGAUAAACUGAGUUACUCUUGUAACCUUCUUUUUUUGUUACAAAGAGAGAAAACUAAAUACUCUCUCUAUUACAUGAAGGGCUGCCUAGAAACAUGGAACUUUGUUCGAGAAAGAUGGAACUUUCAACUUUGUUACGUUCUUCGGCCUCAGUUUGAAUGGACAAGCGAUUUUGUACAUCAGGAUCUGGCCUUUUGAAUCUAGUAGCUGGCUGGCUCUUUUA